CGGCGCUGGGAGUGUGGGGAGAGCAGAGCGGUGACUACUGCUGCCUCACGACUCCCGGGCCGGCUCGGUGCAGGCGGCGGGUCACUGCAUUAUCUAAGAUGUUUGCCAAAGCUGCUAAGAUUUUCCUGAGAGACAUUGAUGCUGGCGGUGAAUUGAUACCUGUCUCCAGUUUAAAUGACUCAGAUAAGGCCCAGCUCCUUGCCAUGGUGGUAAAGAAGAAGCAAUUCUGGUUCUGGCACAAGCCCAAGUACGAGUUUUCAUCAUGCGCAUGUCUGCUGGGCGAUGUGCUGACUGAAGAAGAACCUGUAAAACCAGUCGUGGUGGAAUCGGAGUUUGUGAAAUAUGAAGAAAAAUGUGAUGAUGUAAUACAGGGUACUGUUGAUGCUGAUUUUGUCGCCGUUCAAGGAAAUAUUGGUGGGACUGAAAAAAUAGAAAGUCAGUCUUCUUUUGGAACCCUAAGAAAACAAGAGGUUGACAUGCAACAUCUUAUGAAAGAUGUACAAGACAGGAAAAUAAACUUGCACCAUCCCUUCAUACAGCAGCUGCACGAGAACAAGAGCGAUAUACUGUGUGUCCUGAAAGAGAAGAUCAUCACCACUCAGAAAUGUGUCAUUUCUCAACAGACACAAAUGCAGGAGACGUGUAGACUUGGCGCUAAAGGGAAAACUCUGAAGGUAUCGGUGACUGAAAGUGGAAAUUUUAAAGAUGAGAACACAGUCCUGGAAAUCCCAGCCCCUACGGCUAUAGCUUAUGGUGUAGUGGAAUUACUUGUAAAACAAGAUGGCCGCUUUGACUUUUGCAUGCUAUCUGAAAAACAAGGCGGCUUUGAGAAAGAAUCGAGUAAGAAGUUUCUGGAUACUUACUCUGGUGCACAUGAUGCUCGGUCUCUGUGUGACUUUGACGUCGUGGAUGGGUUCAGAGACGUGUCUGUGGAUGGGAAACCUGUUCCCAGUAAAGCUUCUCUAUCUGUCUUAAAUCAAGACCUAUUGGAGCUUACAAAGCAGUUUGCUUUAUUACAAGAGCUUCCUGACUCCCUCCGUGAAGAGCUGUAUAAUCUGCUUUGUCAAAUAUUGGAUGAUGGGCAAACCGUCGCUCAAAUACAGGCUGUGGUAGAAGAGAUCUGUUUAGGCUCUAAGCCUGGUUUGACGUUUUUGAAUGAAUUAAAGUUGCCUCAGAAAGAACAUGCACAAAAGAUACUGUCCCUCGUAGGAUAUGAUCUCCGAGAUGAGAAGCUUGCAGAACAGUCUAAAGACUUGAUGGCAGCCUUCCAUAUCCUGACCAGUGCACUGGAUGAGAUGCCAGACUCUGCCUUGACAAUACUUGGUGCCUGUUGUAAACUUAAUCUCCUGCCAGCACUUUGUGCCCUGCCAAACAUCACAUCAGAUGAAGGACUUUGCUCAAGGACAGAACCAUUGCUGUCGGAUCUCAUCGACCAAGGCACAUUUCAGAUUGUACAGAGGUUGUUCUCUUUAUCAAACAUGAGUCUGGAGAUGAAUGAAAAAAACAUGCGAGCAGAAACUUUCAAGGACCCUGGCUUUCUCCCACUUAUUCUAUACAUUGCAUUGUCAGGUUUUCAUUCAUUAGUAAAAAAUCUAAAGUUCUGAAUUAUGCUGGACUUUACCCUUGGGUUCGGACAUAGCAGCAAAUGCAUACAGUGAUAUGUUCACUGUAUUGGAUUUAUUGAAUUGUGAAUUAGUGGAAAAAAAAAAAAAACCACAUGUCAAAAGUCAUAUUUUAUACUUGCAUAUAUUUGCACAGUUUGUCUUCAUAUAAGCAUUGGUUUGUGUGUGUUUAUCUUCAGUAAGAACAAUUUUCUUUUAGCAGUUUCAAAGUUAGCUAUGUCUACAGACAUAUUCUUCUAGACAUUUACUUGUGAGUAUAAGCACUUUGCCAUUUCCAGCAGUCCCAUAGAGAUGAAUGGAGUGACAAUGCGCAGGCUCGACCUGUCGCUUCAUUUAUUUUGGGGGUACAUGCAGGGGCGGACAUACCGCCUGUGCAGCUGGUUUAGUUUAAUCAGCACUCCUGGUCAGUAAGGCUGGAUCCACAGGGUCAAAUUUUUAACAAAUCACGGCAAAAAAAAAACACAGCAUUUUGCCGCGAUUUUAUAAAAAAUUGGACCUUGUGGACCCAACCUUACUGACUAGUAGAUGGAGAGGUGAUUAUGUAUAUGCAUGUGUAUGUGAGAGUGCAUGCAUAUGACUGUGUGUAUGUGAGAGUGGCUGCAUGUAUAACAGUGUGUGUACGUGAGAGUGCCUGCGUGUAUGACAGUCUGUGUAUGUGAGAGUGCCUGCGUGUAUGACAGUGUGUGUAUGUGAGUGCCUACAUGUAUGACAGUGUGUGUAUGUGAGAGUGCCUACAUGUAUGACAGUGUG
Messenger RNA from Bufo gargarizans (Asiatic toad), 2372 nucleotides. RefSeq names its product gasdermin E (gene GSDME). Lineage: Eukaryota; Metazoa; Chordata; Amphibia; Anura; Bufonidae. Gene Ontology annotation, biological process: programmed cell death. The record is from RefSeq and is a predicted model, not a curated record. Gene Ontology annotation, cellular component: cytoplasm. Bases 99 to 1604 code for a protein of 501 amino acids. The transcript has 10 exons.